UGUGACCAUCCCAUCCAGUUUCCACCACAAUUUCAUACUGUAUACCCACCCAUCUUGUUCCUUGCAAAACCAAAAGGAAUGGACAUCCAUGGAGUAGUCAAAAAAAUGUGAAAAUGGGUGUUGGCCUGUACACAUUCUGCUCUCUUCCUACCUCCAGUACCAUUCCUUUGCGUAGCAAAUCAAACCACAACUCUUUCAUUUUCAAUACCCCUACUAAAUCCUUGCAAACCCAUCUUCCAAAACCAGCGAAUUUCUCCGUGCCUCAGGCUUCGAAAUGCAGCGGAGUUGAAGAAAUGGAGACCCAUCAAGGGAAUUUAUGAGCUUUAUCGUUGAUCCUCACAAAAUUGACCCACAAUUGCUUCAGAAAAUGGAAUAUGAUGCGCUCGUAUGGAGUUCCCUUCAUGGGCUUCUUUUUGGAGACAGGAAUUGACAGAGAUCAGGAAGAGUGCCUGGCGUGGGCAUGGGUGAUGCCCCAUUUUCUUUUUUGCCUAUGCCAUUUCGGGAAAGUCAUUGGAAACAAGUAUGCCAAAUAGCUCCCAUUUUCAAUGAACUCGUGGAUCGCGUGAGUUUGAAUGGAAAAUUCCUACAGGAUUCGCUAUCCAGGUCAUGCUCAAAACAGAAUCUUUUUUCACCGGUUUAAUGGGCUAGAAUUCUCUCUACUUUUCAGGAGCUUACUUCAUCAAUACAAACAAUACCUUGCACUAAAUCCUGAAAGGAUUCCACAAAACAGUGCUGUUACUCAGUUUGCUGAAGCAUUGUCUAAAGCGUGGAGUGAAUAUAAUAACCCGAGGGCAGUGGUUAUUGUUGUUGUACAAACUGAAGAACGAAAUAUGUCUGAUCAACAAUGGCUUUGUAAAACGUUGAAGGAAAGAUACCCUUUUGAGUCAUGUAAAAUGCCUCUCAUUGUACAUUUUUUCAUUUAUGAAUAGCAAGACAAAGAUGUAUAAGAAAAUGUUCUAAACAUCACUUAAAUGCAACUCGUCUUCCAGUUUUUGAGGCAAAAAUAUCAAUUA
Molecule: messenger RNA, 1013 nt
Organism: Olea europaea var. sylvestris
Lineage: Eukaryota; Viridiplantae; Streptophyta; Magnoliopsida; Lamiales; Oleaceae
Product: glutathione synthetase, chloroplastic-like
Exons: 4
Coding region: 573-929 (118 amino acids)
Biological process (GO): glutathione biosynthetic process
Cellular component (GO): cytosol
Molecular function (GO): ATP binding; glutathione binding; glutathione synthase activity
Source: RefSeq, a predicted model, not a curated record